GUUCAGUGACAGUGCGGAUUGUUGUUUGUUGUCAUCAUCAAGAUGGAGUUUUUACUGGGGAACCCGUACAGCACUCCAGUGGGGCAAUGCAUAGAGAAGGCCACAGAUGGCUCUCUUCAGAGCGAGGAUUGGACCCUGAACAUGGAGAUCUGUGACAUCAUCAAUGAGACAGAGGAAGGACCGAAGGAUGCCAUCAGGGCGUUGAAGAAGAGGCUGAACGGGAACAGGAACUUCAGGGAGGUGAUGCUGGCGCUGACGGUGCUGGAGACGUGUGUGAAGAACUGCGGACACCGCUUCCACGUGCUGGUGGCUAACCGAGACUUCAUCGACGGCGUCCUGGUGAAGAUCAUCUCCCCCAAGAGCAACCCCCCCACCAUCGUGCAGGACAAAGUGCUGGCCCUGGUUCAGGCCUGGGCAGAUGCCUUCAGGAGCAGUCCUGACCUGACUGGCGUGGUCCAUAUUUAUGAAGACCUCAAGAGGAAGGGCAUUGAGUUCCCCAUGGCUGACCUGGACGCCCUGUCUCCCAUACACACCCCACAGAGGGGUGUUCCUGAGGUGGACCCUGCCACCCAUAAGUACAAGACGGCUUCCCCCCCGCCACCCCAAGCCCCCACCCCCGUCGCUGCCCCCCCACAGCCUUCCGCCUAUGCCCCGCCUCAGAUCCCGCCCCUCCAAGUCUCAGGCGCCAUCACCGCCAACGCUGAACAGGUCGCCCGUUUGCGCAGCGAGCUGGACGUCGUGCGCGGGAACACCAAGGUGAUGUCAGAGAUGCUGACGGAGAUGGUCCCGGGACAGGAGGAACCGUCUGACCUGGAGCUUCUGCAGGAGCUGAACCGGACCUGCCGGGCCAUGCAGCAGCGCAUCGUGGAGCUGAUCUCCCGCGUCUCCAACGAGGAAGUCACCGAGGAGCUGCUGCACGUCAACGACGACCUCAACAACAUCUUCCUGCGAUACGAGAGGUAUGAGCGAUACCGUUCCGGGAGGGCGGCUCAGAGCGCCAAUAAUGGGAUGCUGAGUGAGGCGACGGAGGAUAACCUGAUCGACCUGGGCCCCGGGUCACCCGCGGUGGUCAGCCCCAUGGUCAAUGCCACGGUCAGCGCCCCGGUCAGCACCGCGCUCCCGGCUGCCCCCGACCCUGCCCCAGCCCCCGCCCCAGCCCCAGCCCCCGCCCCGGCCCCGGCCCCUACCCCUGCCCCCUUGGCCACGCCUGCCUCCCUCUCCACACAGCUGGCUGGACUCGAUGUGGGUGGAGAAAGCGUGACUGGCACCCUGAGCUCCCUGCCCAACUGUAACCCGCCUGAUGACUUCGACAUGUUCGCUCAGACCAGGAACAGCUCUCUGGCCGACCAGCGAAAGAAUGUGAAGUAUGAGGACCCUCAGGCCCUGGGUGGCCUGGCUGCAGCGCUGGACGUUAGACAGCAGAACACCGGAGGGGUUUUUUUGUUGUUGAUUCAGUCAAGGGUAAAAGAUGGUAACGCUGAGCUGGAGCCUAUAGACAGCUGGCUUAUUACCCAAGGAAUGAUUCCCGUUGAGCAGUCCUCUGUCAUGGACGAUAUAGAGGAGUGGCUUUGUACCGAUGUGAAAGGUGAUGACACUGAAGAAGGAGUUACGAGUGAAGAGUUUGACAAGUUUUUGGAAGAGAGGGCCAAGGCUUCCGAGACGACCCUACCGUCACCCCCUGGUGGAGACCCCGCCCCAUUGGGCGCCCCUCCCGGUGCCCCGCCUGGCUCCGCCCCCAACAGCGCUCGCAAGAAAGCCGAGAGGUCGGAGGACACCCUCUUUGCCUUGUAGAAUCUUCCGGAGGAGAACCAUCACCCAUCACCCCUCCCCCCACACUCUACCCCUCCUCACCACUCCCCCACUGCCCCCGGCCCCAUCCUGGAGUCAUCUAUCCCUUCUGCCCCAGCACACAGAAACUCUUCCCCACCCUGCAGAACAGCCCCUGCCCCUACAUACAUCUCCCACCCCCCCCCCCCCCCCCCCACCCUCCAUCCCUGGGGCAGGGGGGGUGCGUAGGCCCAUAAGGUCAGCUCUACACGCUACACCCUGCUCUCCUGCAUUCUGACAUCACCAAGCCUAUCGGGGGCGGGUCCAAAAGCCCGUCAGGGGCGUGUCUAAAGAGCCCUAAGGGGCGUGUGUCUGAAGCACCGAACAGGGGCGUGUCUGAAGGGCCUGCCACGGGCUGGUCUGAGGAGCCUGUCAGAGGUGUGGCUAAAGCACCUUGUCAGUGGCGUGUCUAAAGAGCAUGUCCAGGAGGAUGGGGUGGAUCCCACUCCUGGUUGGCCCAGCGCUUACUCCUGUUGCUAAAGGUGGGUGACCCGGCGCUUUGCGAGAGGGCUUCUCCUGUCGUCGUGGCCUUCUCUCUCUGCUGCGCGCUCUGCGCUCACAGUGGCCACGGUGGGCAGGGAGCAGGAAAGACGCGCUGGAUUACUUUGACCGUACAUAGUGUUGUAAGUUGUUUUCGUUUUGGUUGGGUUUUUUUUACUGUAAUUAUUAUUUUUUUAAAUUACUGACAUAUUGUCUGCCUAAAUCUGUCCCUAUUUUACAUGUAUAUCCCAGUGUAGAUUUCCCACCUAACCCAUGUCUCUCUGUGAAUGAUGUUUUAUUUGAUAUUCUGUGUAGCAGUUUUAACAAAAUUAAUUGUAAAGAGCUGUUGCAGAGCGCAUUUCAAUUAAUUUUAGUUUGCGGGUGUUUGCAUUUCCGUAAAUGUACUUCUUUCUUUUGUUAAAAAAAGUAUAACUGGGGCAUUCCUGUUAAAAAACAAGGACAAAAACAAGGGAUUAUGGGAGAAGAGCUCAGUGUGUCCAGAGUUUCCAGUCCGGCUCCAGAUUGGCUACUGUACAUGAGGUCCAGGAACUGUGGUGGGCCAUAUUUGGCGGAAAAAAGGGAAUGUUAAAAAAAUGUCUGUUUCCUGUUUUGCCUUUUUUGUUCUUCAGGACAUCUCUGAGGUCACUUCCUGUGUUUCGACGGGUGCUCAGUGUGUUUGAGGGUGGUUGGGAUCCCAUCGGCAGGCUUUCCUUGUUGGCAGUGCACAAGACAAAUGUGGCAGGGCUCAGGCUGGCAGAGGACAUUGCGGCCACACACUUAACACAAGUUGCGGUAACAAGUCAUCCCAGGGUUUAAAAGUGUGCCUCUUUUCACUGUAGGUGGCUGAAACUGGGAAUCCGCUUGCCUGUAGCCUGGUGGUUAAGGUACAUGACUGGGACCCGGAAGGUUAGUGGUUCUGGUUUCGAGCCCCGGUAUAGCCAUGAUAAGCUGGACAGCUGUUGGGCCCUUGAGCAAGGCCCUUAACCCCACAUUGCUCCAGUAACGUUCCGUCACUGGAUUAAAAAUUCCCUUAAGUUACUUUGGAUAAAAGCGUCAGCUAAAUAACAAAUAUUUGUUUUUACGUAUGAGAACAAGGAAAGCAGAAACAAGCUGUAAAGCUGAGAAGCUGAAAAGAGCUCUGAGCUCAGAUGGGGAAGCUGGCCAAAGCCCUAUACAUCCCUGCCAUAAGGGCUGCAGGUGGGCUAAUUUGGUUAAGGCACAACAUGGUGGAUGGAUGAGUGACAUGGCCCCUGUGGGACCGAAUUUUUUUUGCCGACUGGUCGGUCACCCUUAGGGCGAUUGCGUUGGUUUGGGGUCUGCAUGUCAUCGCUAUCUAUUGAUCCCUGUGGUCACCCAUGGACUGCAUGUUUAAGCUAAAUAUGAAAAAGGUCUUCCUCCGACUCCACUCUGUGAGCUUAGCUGUAGUCCAUGGUGUGAAAAGAAACGCUCUGGGCUGAUUUGUUCGAUUUCACAACGCAGGAGUGUGUGCUUACCUUCCCCCCAGAUUGCCCCAAUUUCCUCUGUCAGACCGAGCCUUGCCACAGUUAACUAUUAUAUUAAUCAGCUAAUCAAAAUAGUGAUGGACAUUAUUAUAAGCACAACCAAUCUGUGGUCUGUUCCUACUAAACUUGCCUACCUUUGUCCUUUAGAUGAAAGGCUGUUCCAUUGAAACCAUCCUGGUAGGGAUGCAAAUCAUCCAGUGUGCUAGUUCACUAGUGUGUUGACUUUGUGGCCGUCGCAUGCUCUAAACAUCAGCUAGAACUGGACUUCCCGUACUACAUUUCUCCACUGUUUGUAUGUAGGUGUGCAUCAGGGGAAGCCUAUCUGACCUUGGAUAUAUGCAAAGAAAGGGAUCACUUUAGACCCAGAUUCUGGAGAGACAAAGAGUGAAAUACACAGGAAACAAAAAAACAUUGCACUGAAGUUAUUUAAUCAAAAAUUGUUACUGUUUUUUUUGUAUAGCAUAGGUGCAAGAGAUUUAUUUCAUUUGACACACUCAAAUAUUUUGAUUGCUUUGGGGUACUGUAAAAUAUGUAUCUAUUAUACAUAAUUAUAUGUAUAUACAUCAGAAUGUUUAUACAACUCAAAUAUUGACCAGCCGUUCAAAUUGAUGUACUGCCAUCGAUUGAUAUUCGUAAAGACACCAUAGUUUCUCUGAUUGUGUGUUUUUGGGUUGGGGCAGAUUAAUGAAAUUGAAGCAAGCUUAACCUUUUUAAUUGCACAGCAUAUGAUAUGUGGUGCCAGUAUCUGAAAAUAAUGAGAAAAUGUGUGGCAAAAUGGCAAAAAAAGAAAAAACGGCAAAAAGUUAAAUCUGUUAAGAGCUAAGAAUCAUGUUUCUUUUCUUUAAAAAACAAAACAAAAACAAGCAGAAACAAAUCCGAACUUCCUUGUCCAUAACCUCUGGGUCACUUCUGAGUUGUGAAUUCUGAGUAGUGUAAAAAGCCAGGCUUACACUGAGAACAACGCGUGAGUUAAAGGGUGAUACUCAUCAUGGAUCAUUUACACUAACACCUAGGCAACAGUCUCCCCCCCCCCCCCUUCUCCGCCUGCGUUUUCCAGUGACUUUGUUGAGGAGAAGCAGUCCUUGGUGCCCGUGGCGGUCUCUCUCAACCUGUAGCUCGACAUUCCGCUAAGCUAGUAAGCUUGUGAGAGCUAAUUCACAGUUUCCGAUUACACACGCAUCCAUGUGACUUUCUCUGUCAGCUUCCUUCAUUUACCUAUACAGUGUGCCGUAGCCUACAUCGCGUUGCUGAGGCUUAAAAGGUGUACCGCUCAUAAUCUUAACUUUUUUUAUUUAAAGGGAGUCUUAUUAAAAUAACACAACAGGCUCCUUGCUUUCAGAUGAGACGGCAAACUCCAUAUCUGUAAUCGUUAUGAAUGUUAGAGGACAUUGACGUGUAACAAGAUCCAAAUAUUUGUAAUCGUUUUUUGUUUCGAGCAUCGAUGUUCCUAAAUGUGUUUUGGGCUCUCAAAUCAAGAAUAAAAUGUUUCAAAAUA
Conger conger (European conger) is the source of this 5304-nucleotide messenger RNA. RefSeq names its product TOM1-like protein 2 (gene tom1l2a). NCBI's taxonomy places the organism in Eukaryota, Metazoa, Chordata, Actinopteri, Anguilliformes, Congridae. The record is from RefSeq and is a predicted model, not a curated record. Gene Ontology annotation, biological process: signal transduction. Gene Ontology annotation, cellular component: membrane; endosome. The coding region runs from base 43 to 1791 and encodes 582 amino acids. The transcript has 16 exons. Gene Ontology annotation, molecular function: phosphatidylinositol binding; clathrin binding; ubiquitin binding.